This is a messenger RNA of Brassica oleracea var. oleracea, 1690 nucleotides long. Its product is annotated as cyclin-A2-4-like. Gene Ontology annotation, biological process: mitotic cell cycle phase transition; regulation of cyclin-dependent protein serine/threonine kinase activity. The transcript has 10 exons. Bases 305 to 1438 code for a protein of 377 amino acids. Gene Ontology annotation, molecular function: cyclin-dependent protein serine/threonine kinase regulator activity. Gene Ontology annotation, cellular component: nucleus; cyclin-dependent protein kinase holoenzyme complex; cytoplasm. Lineage: Eukaryota; Viridiplantae; Streptophyta; Magnoliopsida; Brassicales; Brassicaceae. The record is from RefSeq and is a predicted model, not a curated record.
CGAACUGAGAUUCACAGUCGGAAGGGAGAGAAUAUCUUUGCACACACAGCUUUAAAGACUUUCGAAUUGAUUCAAAGCAAGAAAAAGAUUUGGAUGGGAAUAGGCCUCUACACCUAGACACCACAAUGUGGCGCCCUAGAGCUGCUCCUUGCCUUACUGGACAAAAACCUGUUCAUAAAGAACUAUAGUAGCUCAAGCUUCCCUGGAUAUUGCCAAGCUGAAUCACUACAUCUUUCGGGAGAUCCAGUGAUGAUGAUGUGGUACUGAGGAGGGGUUGGAAACUGAAUCAUUUCAAAGGGCAAUCAUGAAGGAAGAGAAUGCUGUUUCUGGCAUCACCAUACCGCUCCAUGCUCGCCCUCUCACUCGUGCUUACUCUAAGAUGAUAACAUCAUCAGAAGUGGAUGCUACAACACAGAGUCUAGGACAUGUCGCGAGAGCAAACACAAAGAGAGCAGCCUUGGAUGAGAAGAAAGCUAGUGCACCUAAGAAGCUAGCUGUUCUUAAGGAUAUCACAAACGAGAUCUCACCUAAGUUGGAGAACAUCAAGCAGAUAGAGAAGGUGGACGCUGUAUCCACUGUGGCAAAUAUUCUGAAAGUCAUUGACAUUGAUUCAAAUGAGAAAGAUCCUCUAUUGUGUAGCCUUUAUGCACCUGAAAUCUACCACAAUCUGCGAGUUGCCGAGCUUCAACGCAGACCAUUUCCGGAUUAUUUGGAAAGAACACAAAGAGAUCUGACUCAGACAAUGAGAGGAAUACUAGUUGAUUGGCUUGUAGAGGUCUCAGAGGAAUACAAACUUGUACCGGACACACUCUACCUCACAGUGUAUCUCAUAGAUUGGUUUCUCCAUGGGAACUACAUUGAAAGGCAGAGGCUUCAAUUGCUCGGCGUCACCUGUAUGUUCAUUGCUUCAAAAUACGAGGAGAUCUUUGCGCCACGCAUUGAGGAGUUCUGCUUCAUCACUGAUAGCACUUACACAAAGGAUCAGGUCCUGGAGAUGGAGAGCCAAGUACUAAAGCAUUUUAGCUUCCAGAUUUACACACCAACUCCAAAGACAUUCCUCAGGAGGUUUCUCCGAGCAGCUCAUGCUUCUGAUCUGGAGAAACCAAGUGUUGAGAUGGAGUUUCUUGCAAACUAUCUCAUGGAACUGACAUUAAUAGACUAUGAGUUCUUGAAGUUCCUUCCUUCGGUCAUCGCUGCUUCAGCUGUUUUUCUUGCCAAGUGGACACUGAACCAAUCAAGCCACCCUUGGAAUCCAACUCUUGAGCAUUACACAACUUUCAAAGCCUCAGACCUUAAAGCAUCUGUUCACGCCUUGCAAGAUCUGCAGCUUAACAUCAAAGGGUGCUCCUUGGCAUCUAUACGCAUGAAGUAUAAGCAAGAGAAGUUCAAAUCCUUGGCGGUUUUGUCUUCUCCGGAGCUACCUGACAGGCUAUUCUGAAUAGAGAUUAAACCAAGCGGUUCAUCUCCUAACCGAAGCAUAUGCAACUUAGAAACUGAUGGUCUGGAUCGUCCCUCUCUCAUUUAUCUGUUACUGUCAAAUAAAACGAUAACCUUUCCACGGUCUGGAUUUUAUUUAAUACCCAGUAACCGGAUUAGUUAGUGUUCGUUUAUUCCGGUUUAGUGUAGACUUGUUUGGUUCUUCCAAACCAAGAUUAUUUUAGUUGAAACGGAUGUACAUUUUUUCUCGUUC